This is a messenger RNA of Macrosteles quadrilineatus (aster leafhopper), 1661 nucleotides long. RefSeq names its product neurotrimin-like. The record is from RefSeq and is a predicted model, not a curated record. The coding region runs from base 119 to 1618 and encodes 499 amino acids. NCBI's taxonomy places the organism in Eukaryota, Metazoa, Arthropoda, Insecta, Hemiptera, Cicadellidae. Gene Ontology annotation, biological process: synapse organization; homophilic cell-cell adhesion. Gene Ontology annotation, cellular component: neuronal cell body; axon; plasma membrane. The transcript is spliced from 13 exons. Gene Ontology annotation, molecular function: axon guidance receptor activity; protein binding.
GGAGAGUGGUAAUUGUAAUGAUGCCUCUACAGUGAGGUACUCCUACAGACAGUUAGUGGCUAGUGGUCAGUGGUCAGUGGUUAGUGAGCUCACUACAACACUAAACUACUAACACAGGAUGACUGCUACACAUAUCCUACUUCUAAUUGCCAACGUAAUUUUCUGUGGAUGCACGGAAGUACCCAGCCCAGUGUUCAAGAGUAGACCUACAACAAUAAAAACGUUUCUACAUGACACUGUGCUCCUACCCUGCUAUGUUGAAAAUUUAGGUGAGAGCAACAUCAGGUGGUGGAAGGACAGUGUGUUGCUGUCAGACUCCAAGGAUCCCUCUGUGAUUCCUCCGCCAAACAUCAGAGUGUUCCCCAACCAGACGCUGGAGGUGGCGGAUCUCAAGGACUCUGACACUGGGGACUACAUCUGUCAGGUUGUUCGGCCAGAGCCUUGGAACCCUGUGAAUCAAGCUCACGCCAUAGAGGUUUUGGUUCCACCACACAUCAAGACGAUGCCGGAGGGUGGAGUGCUGGAGGUUGAGCUAGGACAGGAGGUAGUGAUGGGCUGCAUAGUUACAGGAGUCCCUCCUCCGAUAGUUACCUGGUCCUUCAAGGGAAAAGAUAUGGAGUUGAUCAACAACCGAGCAACUCUGAGGUUUACGGCAACUGAUCGUAAAAUGUCUGGCAACUACCAAUGUACGGCAAGCAAUGGUGUUAGUGACUCAACGGCUGCAAACAUCAAACUUAAAGUUCUCUAUCGACCAGAAGUAGGAGCCGAGCGCUUGUGGGUACAUUCUGCUCCUGGUGAACGAGCUGAAAUCAGUUGUACAGUCCAUGCUGAUCCUGAGGCAAAAGUGGAGUGGUUCCUGGAUGAAAGAGCCGUAGAGUUGGGUGACGGACGUAUCAUGGCGUACAGGGAAGGAGACAAACACAAACUGAUCAUCAAAAGAGUGACCGUCGGUGAUCUCGGGCUCUUCACCUGCAGAGCGACUAACAUGUUCGGACGUGCGCAACAGAGCAUCCAUCUAUCAGGAGUGGCAAAUCCUGCGGAGUUCAAGAGAGGCCCGAGACAGUCCAACUUGCACAACUACACACUCAUCUGGGAGGUGGAAAGUUACUCACCAAUCAUAGAGUACAAGCUCAUGUUCAGGAAACAUCAGAGUUCAUCAGAACAAACAGACUGGGCAGAGAUGAUAGUGCCCGCUGACUCACUGUCUCCUGGUCCCAUACACUCACAGUCCUACACUGUGCCUGGACUGCAGGGCUCCAUGGUAUACGAGGCUGCCGUCCUGUCACGGAACAGGUUUGGCUGGAGUCGACCCUCACACAUAUUCAGAUUCGCUACCAAAGGAAAAGAGUUAGCAGAAUCCACCUCUCACGGAGAACACCUCGUCACUAGUGAAGAUCCAACAUUCGUUGUGUUGCAAAAUCUGAGUGUCAAAGAAGAAGAUCUACCAGAGUUUGAGGAAGAAGAAGAUGCCAAAGAGCGUGAAAUGAUAGCAUCAAAAAUUGAAAAUGAGCAAAGAGGUGAAGCAUCCCACCUAGGCCAUGAGAUUAGCAGUGGUUCUCUUCCAUUCCUCAGUCUAGUCUCAUUUUGUAUAUCUUCAUUGUCUCUCUUGUGCCUAUGAUUUUGUUUUCUUCAACGCUUGUAAAUAAUUGUAAGAUAUUGUG